GGCACGGAACGGAGCGCCAAGCACAGGCUGGAAGCUUUGGCGCCCGGCCCGGGGGCGAUCGGCCCUUAGCGCCCCCGGGUCUAUCCCCGGGGCGCCAUGGCCCCACGGAGGCCGGGCGCACCCUCGGGGCCCCGGGCGCUUCGGCUCUCACGCAGCUGAGUAGGGUGCAGCGUGGAGAAGAGGCCGGGGCCCCCUGGAGUGCAGGUGGGGGGCCGGCGACAUGGAGCCCCCGGCCGCCUCCUCGGAGAGGAGCCUGUCUUUGUCUCUGCCCGGGCCCCGGGAGGGUCAGGCCACCCUGAAGCCGCCUCCCCAGCACCUGUGGCGGCAGCCGCGAACCCCUAUCCGUAUCCAGCAACGCGGCUACUCGGACAGCGCGGAGCGCGCAGAGCCGGAGCGGCCACCACACCGGCCGAUAGAGCGCGCCGACGCCGUGGACACCGGCGACCGGCCCGGCUUGCGCACGUCCCGCAUGUCCUGGCCCUCGUCUUUCCACGGCACGGGCAGCAGUGGCGCGGGCGGAGGCAGCUGCAGGCGGCGCCUUCGGCUUCUUCGAAGCUGCCAGGAUGUCGGCCGCCAGGCGUGGGCCGGCUUCGAGGCAGAGAAUGGGCCUACCCCGUCGCCCGGCCGCAGCCCCCUGGACUCGCAGGCGAGCCCGGGCCUCGUGCUGCACGCCGGGGCGGCCACCAGCCAGCGCCGAGAAUCUUUCCUCUACCGCUCCGACAGCGACUAUGACAUGUCGCCCAAGACCAUGUCCCGGAACUCGUCAGUCACCAGCGAGGCGUAUGCUGAGGACCUCAUCGUGACGCCCUUUGCCCAGGUGCUGGCCAGUCUCCGGAGUGUUCGCAGCAACUUCUCACUCCUGACCAAUGUGCCCAUUCCCAGCAACAAGCGAUCCCCACUGAGUGGCCCAACCCCAGUCUGCAAGGCCACACUGUCAGAGGAGACAUGUCAGCAGUUGGCCCGGGAGACGUUGGAGGAGCUGGAUUGGUGUCUGGAGCAGCUAGAGACCAUGCAGACCUACCGCUCAGUCAGCGAGAUGGCGUCCCACAAGUUCAAGAGGAUGCUAAACCGGGAACUCACACACCUGUCAGAGAUGAGCAGGUCAGGAAACCAGGUCUCUGAAUACAUCUCCACCACAUUCCUGGACAAGCAGAAUGACGUGGAGAUCCCAUCACCCACAAUGAGGGAUGGAGAAAGGGCACCUCGGCCGAGACCCUCCCACCAGCCCCCACCCCCGGAGCCACAGUUCCAGCCGAUGUCUCACAUCACGGGGGUGAAGAAGAUGAUGCAUAGCAGCAGCCUGACAGACGCCAGCGUACCCCGCUUUGGGGUGAAGACAGACCAAGAGGAGCUCCUGGCCCAAGAACUGGAGGACCUGAACAAGUGGGGCCUGAACAUCUUCCACGUGUCAGAUUAUGCCCGGGGCCGUUCCCUCAGCUGCGUCAUGUACACCAUAUUCCAGGAACGGGACCUCCUGAAGAAGUUCCACAUCCCGGUGGACACGAUGGUGACAUAUAUGCUGACUCUGGAGGACCACUACCACCAGGACGUGGCCUACCACAACAGCCUGCACGCCGCCGAUGUGCUGCAGUCCACCCACGUGCUGCUGGCCACACCUGCGCUGGACGCUGUGUUCACGGACCUGGAGAUCCUCGCCGCCCUCUUCGCGGCUGCCAUCCACGACGUGGACCACCCUGGGGUCUCCAACCAGUUCCUCAUCAACACCAAUUCGGAGCUGGCGCUCAUGUACAAUGACGAGUCGGUGCUGGAGAACCACCACCUGGCCGUGGGCUUCAAGCUGCUGCAGCAGGACAACUGUGACAUCUUCCAGAACCUCAGCAAACGCCAGCGGCAGAGCCUGCGCAAGAUGGUCAUCGACAUGGUGCUGGCCACCGACAUGUCCAAGCAUAUGACGCUCCUAGCUGACCUGAAGACCAUGGUAGAAACCAAGAAAGUGACCAGCUCAGGGGUCCUCCUGCUGGACAACUACUCCGACCGCAUCCAGGUCCUGAGGAACAUGGUGCACUGUGCGGACCUCAGCAACCCCACCAAGCCGCUGGACCUGUACCGCCAGUGGACAGACCGCAUCAUGGCCGAGUUCUUCCAGCAGGGCGACCGGGAACGGGAGCGUGGCAUGGAGAUCAGCCCCAUGUGCGAUAAGCACACGGCCUCGGUGGAGAAGUCUCAGGUGGGUUUCAUCGACUAUAUUGUGCACCCACUGUGGGAGACAUGGGCUGACUUGGUCCACCCAGAUGCCCAGGAGAUCCUGGACACAUUGGAAGAUAACCGGGACUGGUACUACAGCGCCAUUCGGCAGAGUCCGUCGCCACCACCUGAGGAGGAGCCGGAGGGGCCAGACCACCCAACCCCUCCUGAUAAGUUCCAAUUUGAGCUGACGCUGGAUGAAGAGGAGGAGGAGGCGGUGUCCUCUGCCCUGGGUGCAGUUGAGGUGCAGGAAUUAUUCAUGGCUCAGGAUGCACCCCCAGCGGAGGAACUGUUGGAUGUCGAUGGCCAAGAUGCAUCCACGGAGGUGGGGGUGGAGGAAAUGUCCUUGACACAGCAAGCAGACAGUGUGGCUGUGGGCCAGGAUGAGUCCACAUCCCCAGAUGCAUCGGUGGAUGCCAUGGGCUGUAGCAGCUCCCACGCCCUGUCUCCAGAGAGCCCCGCUCUGCCUGCCUUGAGGACCCCACCCACUCCAGAGGCUGCCCCGGGCCUCCGGGGCCUCCCCUCCAAGGCAGCCGAGGUGGGGGCCCAGAAAGAGCAUCAUCAGGCUGCCAAGAGGGCGUGCUGUGCCUGCACAGGGACACUGGGCGAGGACCCACACACACUCCCAGCCCCUGGUGGGUGGGGGUCUGCUGGAGGCCCUACCUGAGCCUCAGCCUCUACACCCUUUCACCCUUCCUGCCUCCUUUCACCACCAUCGUCCCCCGACUGCCUCCUUCACUGCCUCAAAGACUCUUCGGCCUCCUGAGAAAAAAGAAAACAGAAAAGUGGGGUUUUUUUCUCUUUUCUUUUUUUCCCCUUUCCUCCCCACCCCCAACCCAACCCACGGGGCCACAUUUUGGAGGUGGGGCCUGGGGAAGGAGGGGCUGAGGUUCUGGAAGGGGUUUUAUUUUUGGAAUUUUCAUUGUUACAUUUUUAGAAAAAAGAAAAAAAAAACAGGGAAAAAAAAAACAAAACAGGAUGAAACACAGCAACUGUAGAUGCUCCUGUUCCCGGCUCCCCUGGUCCAUCUCCGACCCCUCCCCCCUCCCAGGCCCCAGGCCCAGUCUUCCAGCCUCUGUGGGCUCUCCACCUGAGCCCAAGCAGGCGUAAGGUCUCCUUCCAGGCUCUUCCUAAAUUUGGAGGGUUUCUAGAAUCCAGCCAGGGAAUAGCCAUUCUGGGCAGGAGCCCAGUGGGGCGGGUCACUGUGAGAGGCCCCAGCUCCAGCCCCUCUCAGGCUCACUGCCUCCCCGCCAAGUCUUCCACCUCAUUUUGCACAAACCUGGCAAUAUUGACUCGGGGACAGGCGUGGGGAUGCUGUACAACUUAGGAUGCUGGGAGGGGAAGGUGUGAAGGGGACGUUUGCACCACCAGCCUGGGGUCUGAGCUCUGAGGAGGGCCUGAUCCUCCCUCCACUUGCCACCCCCUUCCCCUUCCACUUUGGGUUCCGUUUGACUUUUCUCCAUUUGGGGGGACAGCUCCAAGCUGCACCCCCUGCUUCCAGCUGCUUCUCCUCUUGUUUCUGCCUUAAUGAUUCUCAUGGCCAUAGGAGAGGGUUGCAGUGGCUCCCACCUGCACCUUGGGUGGGGCGGGGCCAGACCCAGAGCCCCAUCCUAGGCAUCCCCCCAGCAUCCUCCUGCCCCCCUCCCUGACCCUUUGCCCUAGGAGGAAGCAAUAAUGGUGUACACCCACAUUCCCUUUCUGGGCCUCCCUACCCUGGCACCAAAGUCAUUUCUCCUUUGUUCCACCUUGCCAAGCUUCCCCUUGUCCCCUAACUAUUCCCCAAGCAAUAUGACAGACAGAUGCAAGGCCAUUUCUCUCCAAGCCAUGGGGGACUGUUUGGAAGGAAGGACCCCCUCCUCCCUCUCCCCUAUUCCCCGUGGCCUGGUUCUGCAGUUGGGUGGGGCAGGGCCUCUCUCAUUGCCCCCACCCCUUCGAUUCUGAGCACACGGUACUGUAGCCUCCCCCUCCCUGCAGCCUUCCAUCUGUCUGUCUAUCCCACUGGGGAGUACCACCCUCUCCCACCCUCAUGAUACUGUACAGGGUUCAUUUUUGUAGCGCAAGUAGUUUCUGUCCUAGCCGGCAACCGGAGUGGGCCUUUUUUGUUUGUUUUCUUGUUUUCCUUUCUUUCUUUUUCUUUGUACAUACUGUAAGGUUGGUUUGUAAAUUUAUUCUACAGAGGCAAAAAGGGAAAAUAAAUUUGCCCUUCCCCGGCUGACCCAGUCAGGGAAGGAAGGGUGGGGAUCUCCCAAGAGGGAGAAUCCCUAUUCCAGUUGUAUUAUACCAACUGUACCAUAGACCCCAAAAGGGUGGGCUCGGCGCUGUUUGAUGGGGAGUCGGUUCAUCCAGGGGGUGAGGGCUGGGCAGAGCCUGUCCCUCCCCCUGCCCAGGGCUGGGUUCAACUGGCAACAGUUGAGAUGGACCAUCCCACCCCCAAUCAGGGCUCCUCUUUCCAUGGGGGGUGCACAAGACCCCCGGGAGGUACUCCAGUUUAUCCACUUUGAGGGUCAAUCAAUCAGUCCAUUGAUCGAUGAUAAUCUUUCGAUCUUGUCUCCAAUUAAACCGAGGCUUUCACUGAU
This is a messenger RNA of Eptesicus fuscus (big brown bat), 4781 nucleotides long. It is a transcript of the gene PDE4A, whose product is annotated as phosphodiesterase 4A. Gene Ontology annotation, cellular component: perinuclear region of cytoplasm; cytosol; nucleus. Gene Ontology annotation, biological process: signal transduction. The transcript is spliced from 16 exons. The record is from RefSeq and is a predicted model, not a curated record. Lineage: Eukaryota; Metazoa; Chordata; Mammalia; Chiroptera; Vespertilionidae. Gene Ontology annotation, molecular function: 3',5'-cyclic-AMP phosphodiesterase activity. The coding region runs from base 221 to 2872 and encodes 883 amino acids.